UUCUCUUCCGGAUUUUCUAGCGUGACCGACGUUUCGUGUCUGUUUAGACUUAAAAAAUGCGUUACGUGGCCGCUUACCUCCUGGCUGUGCUCGGUGGAAACACCAGCCCCUCUGCAAAAGACAUCAAGGCCAUCUUGGGCAGCGUAGGAAUCGAGGCCGAUGACGAACGCUUAAACAAGGUCAUCAGCGAGCUGAAUGGGAAAGACAUCAAUGCCGUCAUGAACUCAGGCCUCGCUAAGUUAGCCUCCGUACCAGCAGGUGGUGCUGUAGCGGCCCCUGCCGUUGCUGCUGGGGCCGCUGGAGCGGGGGCUGCGCCUGCUGCUGCGGAAGAGAAAAAGGAAGAGAAGAAAGAGGAAUCAGAAGACUCAGACGAAGAUAUGGGCUUUGGACUCUUUGAUUAAUCUGGAUUCUCUGUGUUAAAAAGCAAUAAAAAUGUAAAAGGUUUACACUCA
Messenger RNA from Etheostoma spectabile (orangethroat darter), 452 nucleotides. RefSeq names its product ribosomal protein, large P2 (gene rplp2a). The record is from RefSeq and is a predicted model, not a curated record. Gene Ontology annotation, biological process: cytoplasmic translational elongation. NCBI's taxonomy places the organism in Eukaryota, Metazoa, Chordata, Actinopteri, Perciformes, Percidae. Gene Ontology annotation, cellular component: ribosome; cytosolic large ribosomal subunit. Gene Ontology annotation, molecular function: structural constituent of ribosome.